Messenger RNA from Anopheles darlingi, 1584 nucleotides. RefSeq names its product L-dopachrome tautomerase yellow-f2-like. The record is from RefSeq and is a predicted model, not a curated record. Gene Ontology annotation, cellular component: extracellular region. Lineage: Eukaryota; Metazoa; Arthropoda; Insecta; Diptera; Culicidae. Bases 128 to 1501 code for a protein of 457 amino acids. The transcript has 4 exons.
GAGAGCAUCCGAUUGAAGACAGAGAUUGUCCGAGAAGAUUUGGGAGACCGAAGCGGUAUAAUUAUUUGUCCCCUAGUGCGAUUGGUUUCAUUUGGGAAGUGGCAGAGGAAGCGGUCGGUCGUGCAAAAUGGGAAGACUCGCAGUGAUUGUGGUACUAGUUGGCCUGCUGGCCUUCGUUAGUGGUCAAGUUGACGAGGUGCUAAAGUGGCAAAAGGUAGAGUACGAUGUACCGGCCUCAGUGUUGCAGGCAGAAAAUGGUUACAUACCUAUCGGCAAUAUCCCGAUGGGAGCAGUGCAUUACAAAAAUCGGGUAUUUGUGGCGGUAGCCCGACGCCGUUGGGGUAUUCCCUCCACAUUGAACGUAGUAGACAUUGCGCCACCAUUUCCCAACACCAACGUGGUCCUGAAACCGUAUCCCAACUUUGCCCUUAACGAGCUUCGAGCCGAUCUGCAACCAGAUGCGAACCGUAUCGUAACCGUUUACCGGCCACGUGUUGAUCGAUGUGAUCGUUUGUGGUUUGUCGAUACAGGCAUGAUGGAAAUACCCGGAAAUUUCACUGUCGUUCAACGGCCAUCGAUUUGGUCGAUCGAUCUGAAAACCAACCAGCCGAUUCAUCGAUUUGAAAUCCCCAAAGAGGCAGUAGAAACCGGCUAUGGUCUGACAUCAAUCACGCUCGACGUAGAUCCGGAUGAUUGCGAGAAGGUGUUCGUCUACAUUUCUGACCUUCAAACCUACCGAAUGGUAGUGUAUGAUUACGUGAAUCGGCGGGCCUGGCGUUUCUUGCACAACUACUUCUUCCUGAACCCGCUAGAAGGAGAUUACCGUAUCCAAGGCAUCAACUUCGCUUGGGAUGAUGGCAUUUUCUCGAUCGCACUUAGCAAUCCCGACCCGGCGACCAAGUUCCGGACAGCUUACUUCCACGCACUCUCCAGUAACUCGGAGUUCACCGUAUCAACGAAGGUGCUGCGCAAUGAGACGGCUUCCCAACGUGGCUAUCAUGGUACUGAUUUCCAGCUGCUUGGCUAUCGCGGCGGCAAGUCCCAAUCCAGCAUUCACGCGUUCGAUCCUGAAACGGGCGUUAUCUUCUUUGCGCUGAUUCAACAGAACGCCGUCAGCUGCUGGGAUUCGAAUAAACCGUUUGCCCCGCAGAACAUGGCGAUCGUGUACAAGAACGAUCAGAACAUUGUGUACCCGAACGAUCUAUCGAUUGACCAGGAGGGUUACGUCUGGUUUAUGACCAACUCGAUCAUCAAGCUGUUGUACUCUGAGCUGAAGCUGGACGAGUUCAACUUCUUCGUGUGGCGCGCAAACAUUAAGCAGAUCAUCAAGAAUACCGUCUGCGAUCCGACCGUUCCACCUAACGUCCAUAUGACCCAACGCUUCGGAGAUUCAGAUAACAAUGAUCGAGUGACAUUCUACGAGUACAAGGAUAAAUAUGGACCGGGAGGCGGCCCCUUUGGAGGUUGGGGUCAUGGACCGAAAGGUGGACGACGUCCAUAAAGUUAAACUGACACGGGUGUAAAACGGAAUCCGAACAGAAUAAACUUCGCUAAAGGCCGAUGGCUUUGUGCAAACCGAUCAUA